Molecule: messenger RNA, 795 nt
Organism: Diaporthe citri
Lineage: Eukaryota; Fungi; Ascomycota; Sordariomycetes; Diaporthales; Diaporthaceae
Exons: 4
Coding region: 1-795 (264 amino acids)
Cellular component (GO): nucleus; cytoplasm
Source: RefSeq, a predicted model, not a curated record
AUGAGGUUUCUCUGUCUGCCCGGCGCAUACGGCAGCGCUGAUAAAUUCCAAGUUCAACUAGCUCCCUUCUUGAAAGAGCUUACCGAUGAUGGUACCGCCUCAUUCUACUUCUGCCAUGGCCCAUGCAAGGCGGUUCCCCCUCCCGGCUUCGAAGACUAUUUUGGCCACCCACCAUACUACAGGUUCAUCGAGCCCGAUGAUAAGCCGGACGCGCCUCGAUUCAUCAAGAGAGCAAAGAAAGACGAUGUGCUCUCUCGUAUCCGCGAAUUCCCAUCCUGGUGCGAAACCCCCGAGGACACCAUGCGAGAGCUGAUGCGGGAGGGUCUUGCAACAUCUCACCGCAGUGCCGACCGCGCGAUCAAGUACCUUACGGAGGUGAUGGCCAAACACGGUCCCUUUGAUGGCAUCAUCGGCUACUCCGAAGGUGCGACUGUCGCUGCGACAAUGCUUUUGCACGAGCAGAGGCUAUUCCGCAAAGUUGGAAUCGAACCCAUGUUGAAGUACGCGAUAUUUUUCGCAGGCUGGCCACCGGUUGAUCCGAUCACGCACCACCUGGUGUUAUCGGACGAGAAUGAGGACAGGAUAGACAUCCCGACCUUGCACAUUGUGGGCUCUUUGGACCCAUACAUUGAUGGCUCCAUGGCGUUGUACAACGUCUGUGACGCAGAUACUGCCUAUCUCUUCGACCAUGCCAAAGGACACACGCUCCCUCGUGACAGGGAGACAAACCGGGAAAUCGGGGAUAUUGUGCGACAGGCCAUCGAAGAGAUGAGGGAUGGGGGCGUUCUACCAUAA